CCUGGCAGGCCUGGGAACCGAGGGGACUCAGGGGAACCUGGCAGGCCUGGGAACUGAGGGGACCCUGGCUGCGGGAACCUGGAAACUGAGGGGUCCCGGGGGAACCCGGCAGCCCUGGGAACUGGGGGGAACCUGGCAGCCCUGGAGCCCGGCAGCCCUGGAUACUGGGGGGACCCGGGGGAGCCCGGCAGC
Molecule: messenger RNA, 192 nt
Organism: Osmerus eperlanus (European smelt)
Lineage: Eukaryota; Metazoa; Chordata; Actinopteri; Osmeriformes; Osmeridae
Product: collagen alpha-1(XII) chain-like
Exons: 3
Source: RefSeq, a predicted model, not a curated record